CUCCAGUGACUGCUGUUUAGUGCUGUGCAGUGCUCAUACACUAGUGGAGAAGAUUACAACCACUGAUGGGUAAUCAUUAAAAAACAGACCAGCAGAAGUCCAAACAUUAUGCUUCUGUAUGUGAAUUUACAUUAAUGUAGAAUUAAUGUGAUGUCCAGCCUUGGGGAUUUAAGGAUUAAUAAAGCACAGGCCUCUAAAUCUCUAUAACCAUGGGUUUAAGUGACAUUAUGGGACUGAAUGUGACCCCAGUUUGGCUUGCGACCACAGUUGUGUUGAUCACAGCUGCUGUAUUUUAUCUCUACAGUCUGAUGCUUCGGCAUUUAGCCAAGACAACUGUGAAGAACAAAGUGGUGCUGAUUACUGACUCACUGUCAGCGCUUGGAAAGGAAUGUGCAAAACUCUUUCACACCGGUGGAGCCAGACUGAUCCUCUGUGGAAAUAACUGGGAGAAGUUAGAGGAUUUAGCUGAGCAGCUGACAGAUGAAUCAGAUCCAACAAUUACAUUUUCGCCCAAACUCGUGGAGCUGGACUUCAUUGAUAUGGAAAGUGUUCCAGAUGUGAUUUCUGAAAUCCUGGAGUGUUAUGGAUGUCUGGAUAUUCUGAUCUUCAACAGCAGCCUGAAGGUUAAGGCUCCUGUACAGAAUCUGUCUCUAGAGAUGGACAGAACUGUCAUGGAUGUGAACUAUUUUGGGCCCAUGACGUUGGCUAAGGGUGUACUUCCAUCCUUGAUCUCCAGGAGGACAGGUCACAUUCUUCUAGUCAACAGCAUUCAGGGGAGGCUGACCGUGCCAUUCCGUGCCAACUAUGCCGCCUCUAAGCAUGCGGUUCAGGCUUUCUUUGACUGUCUACGGGCUGAAGUUCAACAGUAUGGUAUCACAGUGAGCACCGUCAAUCACACAUUCAUAAAAUCUCCCAGCACAGAGGAUGAGACAACGGGCACAAGCUUCAUUAAACAGAAGUCCUUUGGUGUGAACCCUAAACAGAUUGCAAGUGAGAUUCUGAAGACUCUGAGCAGCAAGAAAAAGGAGAUUUUAAUGGCUCGCUCAUUCUCCAAAGCAGCAAUCUACACCAGAUCUCUCUUUCCCAACCUCUUCUUUGCCAUCAUGGCAGCAGGAGUCAAGGACACCACGGCUGUGGAGUGGCCUGAUGAAUGAGAUGAACAAAAUGAAACAUUUUUCAGUUGGGCUUAAUGUACCAAUUAAAUGUUUAAUUGUUGCAGUUCUUAAAUUAUAAGAUCUUGCUUUAAAGUGCCAAUAUUAUGUCCAUUUAAUGGCCGAUAUUAUAGUAUAUUUAACCAUUGUAUUAGUGAUACAACAUGCCAACAAACACAUCUAAAAAGCUUUUGGGUAAAGUUAACCAGUCAGUCAGUGGAAGUGGACAGGCCUUUGUUAGUGUGACGUCACAUUAACAAGAAUCAAAACAUCAUGUCUAAUAACCCAGUCAACACACCCAUGUGGGGCCCAAAGGGGUUGCACCUGGGCUGACCCCGCUAAUUUUGUCCUCAGUUUCCAUGGUGGCCCCACAUGUGUUAGCCCAGAUGGGCUGAUGAAUAAUCCACAGUAUGAAAACAAACACGAGAAAGCACAAGCACCACAUCCAACAAUGUCUGGCAAAAAAUAAUAACAAGAUAACAAGACACACCUGAUGAGAUAUCAACAGGGAAGCAAUGAACAAAAGAACUAAAUGACUACAAGCAUAAUGCAGGAAACAAAAACUCAAAAUACAAACAUAAAAGUCAAUAAAACACAGAACAGGGCUAUGACACUUGUAUUCUUCAUGCUUUACUUUAUAAAGCAAGGAUUUUUAUUACAUACGACCUAGGUAGCUGGGUCCCAUCACUAACCCAUGUACGCACCAGGUGGGAGCAACCUGGUUAAUCCAUAUGGGCCCUAUAUGGAGCCCAUCAAGUACCCAUCAUCAGCCUAUCUGGGCUAAUGUGGGGCCACCAUGAAAACUAAAGACGAAAUUAGCUGGGUCCCAGUUGGGGAGCCUAUGUGGGCCCCACAUUGAUAUAAGCCCAGGUGCAACCCCUUUUGGCACCAGCCCGCAGACAGUCAAAGACAGCCUGAACGACAUGCUUAGAGGUGACAUCUGAACAAAGCAUAACAAAUGAUAUAAACAUUGCUAUUACAUUGAAAAAAAUUUCUUGUAAAUGUACUUAAUAAAAUCCUCAAAACAAUUAAGUAAAAUUUACUGCUUUAAUUUCAAGUACAACUUACCUACCAAAAUCAAAUAAAAUGGCUGGGUUGUGUGGUGAGUUCAACCCAACACCAUUGAUUGUUUUGUUUUUUCAAGUUCAAGUGUCAAAAUAUCAACAAAAAUAAUUGUAAAGAAAUACAAUAUGUGCACUAUAUACCCAUGUAAUCAACCUACCGUAUAUGGAAUUAAUUAUGUUUGCACUUGUAUAUUUUAUCAAACAAAACAAGUCCCUUGUGCAGCCCAUUUUGAGCCCAUGCACACAUUUCCCAUUAUUGACCCAACUAGAAACCAGAUGGGAGCCCAACUUUGGAUCACUCAUGUGGGUCCUAACUGGGUAACCCAAAUGGGCCCUGAAUAAGAUGCCAAUUUUGAGCCCAUGCUCUCUU
Messenger RNA from Paramisgurnus dabryanus, 2585 nucleotides. RefSeq names its product dehydrogenase/reductase (SDR family) member 7Ca (gene dhrs7ca). The record is from RefSeq and is a predicted model, not a curated record. NCBI's taxonomy places the organism in Eukaryota, Metazoa, Chordata, Actinopteri, Cypriniformes, Cobitidae. Gene Ontology annotation, molecular function: oxidoreductase activity, acting on the CH-OH group of donors, NAD or NADP as acceptor. Gene Ontology annotation, biological process: intracellular calcium ion homeostasis.